Haemorhous mexicanus (house finch) is the source of this 10618-nucleotide messenger RNA. RefSeq lists its product as uncharacterized. NCBI's taxonomy places the organism in Eukaryota, Metazoa, Chordata, Aves, Passeriformes, Fringillidae. Bases 346 to 9624 code for a protein of 3092 amino acids. The record is from RefSeq and is a predicted model, not a curated record. The transcript has 9 exons.
GCUCCUCAGAGCGCUUCGCACUCCCUCCUAAAUCCAGCCGGGAACGGCGGAAUGACUCUGCCUGGAAAUGGUGGGAUGGAGCCUAAAUCCCCUGGGACUAAGCCUAAAUCCCCUCCAGCUGAGCCUAAAUCCCCUGGGAUUGAGCCAAAGCGCCCCAACGGUGGAGCUUCCCUUGGAUAGGGGCGAUACUGGAAAAGGCGGGCGGUGACGCCAUCUCGCCCCGCCCCUUCCCGGCCCCUCCUGAGGCGGCUCCGUCAUUUUCCCGGGGCCGGUUCUGGGCCCGUGGACAGCGCCCGUCCCGGGCUCCUUCGCCACCGGAGCGUCCCCAAGGUGUCCCCAGUGAUCAUGGAGCCCCAAGAGCUAUCCCCGGCCCUGCUGCAGCCACAGGUCAUCGUGGUGGCCACCCUGGGCGAGCUGCUGGCCACCCUGCCCAGCCUGGACGAGAUGACUUUGUUCGUGUCCCCAUCGCACCUGUACUGCGACCUGAUGGACUUCACCAAUGAGCUCCGGGACAGUCUAUACCGCAUUGAUGACACCAGGUGGCACCACAAAGUCACCUUCGAUGAUGAUGAGCCUCCCGCCUCCCUGAGCCGGGCCCUGGCCGCCUCCAAGAGCAUCUCAUGGACCUCCUGGUCCUGUGUGCAAACGGACGCCUGGGAGUGGCAGCAGUCAGUGGCUGCACUCGUGAAAAGGUGGGCCGACCUGGCCCGGGCAGCCACCAAGCUCCCCAACAUCUGCAGGGAUUUGGCCACCAAGGCGGCCGACAUGGCCACCACUGCCACUGCCCGGGCCAGGGAGCUGCAGGUCAAGGCUGCCCGUUAUUGGACAGCUCAGGAAAACAUGGUGGAGCUGGGUCUGGCCCUGGCCAGGGAGGAGGGGGCUGAGGUGGUUGCCAGGCAUGAAGCCCAGGUGAGGAGAGAUGCCAUGGAGGCUUCCAGCAAGGCAACAAGGGCCACCAUGGUGAGACAGAGGAUGGAGGUGGCCCUGGGGCUGCUGGAGCGCUUGGUGGCUGUGUGUGACGAAGCCACCGCGUUCCCCCAGGAGCUGCAGCGCCUGCUCAGGGACAUCGAGGCUGCCCUGAAGGGGACAAAUGAGGCAUCCCGUGAUGUCCCUGAGGACUUGGUGGCCAAGGUGGCCAUGGCCGAGCGGCUGUGGGAGGCCAAUGCCUGUCUGACCAAGGAUCACCUGGUGGGGACACUUCAAGACAUCAUCGACUUCUUGUUCCAUGGUGCUCCCACCAGCCGCAGUGCCCGUGAGGUGGCCAAGCGAUGCCAAAGAGCCAUCGAGGACAUCCCAAGGCUCUUUCGACGCCUGGAGUGUCCCCAGAGAGUCCCCAAGGUGUCCCCAGUGAGCAUGGAGCCCCAAGAGCUGUCCCCGGCCCUGCUGCAGCCACAGGUCACUGUAGUGGCCACCCUGGAUGAGCUGCUGGCCACUCUGCACAGGCGGGCUGAGAUGAUGCUGCUACUCACGUCAACAGUGAGCCUGUACCAGGACCUGGAGGACUUCACCAAUGAUCUCAAGGCCACCCUGUAUCGCAUUGGUGGCACCUGGUGGCGCUGCAAUGUCACUGUGGAUGAUGAUGACUCUGUCACCUCCGAUGAUGAUGACCCUCCCGCCUCCCUGAGCCGGGCCCUGGCCGCCUACAAGAGCACCCCAGAGACCACCAGGUUCCGUGUGCAAAUGGAGGCCAGCAAUUGGCAGUGGUCAGUGGAUAUGCUUGUGAACAGGUGGGCCUGGCUGGCCAGAGCAGCCACCAAGCUUCGCAACACCUGCAGGGUGACGGUCACUGAGGCAGGCUACAGAGUUGCCACUGCCACCACCCGGGCCAGGGAGCUGCAGGACAAGGUUGCCCGUUACGGGACAGGUCAGGAAAACAUGAUGGAGCUGAAUCAGGCCAUGGGUGGGGAGGAGGGGGCCGAGGUGCUGGAUGGGCAUGAAGCCCAGGUGAGCAGAGAGGCUAGGGUAGCUGCCAGAGAGGCGACAAUGGCCACCAAGGUGAGACAGCGGGCAGAGGAGGCCCUGGGGCUGCUGGAGCGCUUGGUGGCCGCGUGUGACGAAGCCACCGCCUUCCCCCGGGAGCUGCAGCGCCUGCUCUGGUUAUCCAAGGCCACUGUGAAGGGGACAAAUGAGGCAUUCCGUGAUGUCCCUGAGGACUUGGUGGCCAAGGUGGCCAUGGCCGAGCGGCUGUGGGUGGCCAACGCCCGCCUGGUCAAGCAUCACUUGGGGAAGACACUUCCAGACAGCAUUAAAUUCUUGUUCAGUGCUGGUCUUGACAGCCCCAGUACCUGUGGGGUGGCCGAGCGAUGCCAAAGAGCCAUGGAGGACAUCCCAAGGCUCCUUCGACCCCCGCAGUGUCCUCAAGUUGUCCCCAAGGUGUCCCCAGUGAGCAUGGAACUCCAAGAGCUGUCCCCAGCCCUGCUGCAGCCACAGGUCACCGUGGUGGCCACCCUGGGUGAGCUGCUGGCCGCUCUGCCCAGGCGGGACAAGGAGAUGAUGUUGCCUGUAUCCCCAUUGCGCCUGUACUGGGACCUGGAGGAAUUCACCAAUGAGCUGCGGACCGCCCUGUACCGAACUGAUGGCACCUGGAGCCGUGACAAUGUGGCGACAAUGUGGCGACAAUGUACCAUCCCCGUGGACGACGAUGACCCUCCUGCCUCCCUGAGCCAGGCCCUGGCUGCCUACAAGAGCACCCCAGGGACCCCCCAGAACUGUGUGACAAUGGUGGCCAGCGAGUGGCAGGGGUCAGUGGCUGUGCUUGUGGACAGGUGGGCUGAGCUGGCCAGAAAGGCCAGGGAGCUCUGCAACACCUGCAGGGAUUUGGCCACUGAGGCGGCCGACAGCGUGGCCACUGCCACCACCCGGGAAAGGGAGCUGCAGGCCGAGGCUGCCCAUGAUGGGACAGCUCAGGAAAACAUUGUGGAGCUGGGUCAGGCCCUGGGAGGGGAGGAUGGGGCCGAGGUGGUGGCUGGGUAUGAAGCCCAGGUGAGGGAAGAUGCCAUGGACACCACCAGCAAGGCAAGAAGGGCAGCCAUGGUGAGACAGCAGGUGGAGGCGGCCCUGGGGCUGCUGGAGCGCUUGGUGGCCGCGUGUGACGAAGCUGCCACGUUCCCCCGGGAGCUGCAGCACAGGGUUGGGGACAUCGAGGCCACACUGAAGGGGACAAAUGAGGCAUCCUGCGAUGUCCCCGAGGACUUGGUGGCCAAGGUGGCCAUGGCUGAGUGGCUGUGGGAGGCCAAUGCCCGCCUGGUCAAGGAUCACCUGGCAGGGACACUUCAAGACAUCAUCGACUGCUAUUUCGGUUGCGGUCCCGACAGCUCCCGUUGCCGUAGCGUGGCUGAGUGGUGCCAAAGAGCCAUCGAGGACAUCCCAAGGCUCAUUCAACCCCCAGAGUGCCCCCAGAGCAUCCCCAAGUUGUCCCCAGUGAGCAUGGAACUCCAAGAGCUGUCCCCAGCCCUGCUGCAGCCACAGGUCACCGUGGUAGCCAUCCUGGGUGAGCUGCAGGCCACCCUGCCCAGUCUGGAUGAGAUGAUGCUGCUGCUGGUGUCUCCAAGCUGCCUGUACUGGGACCUGAUGGACUUCACCAGGGAGUUUCAGACCACCCUGUCCCGCCUUGAUGCUGCCUGGUGGCGCCGCAAUGUCACCUCCGAUGAUGAUGACUCUCUCACCUCCGAUGAUGAUGACCCUCUCACCUCUGAUGAUGAUGAUCCUGUCAUCUCCGAUGAUGAUGACUCUGUCCUCUCCAAUGACAAUGACCCUCCCGCCUCCCUGAGCCAGGCCCUGGCUGCCUACAAGAGCACCCCAUGGACCUCCUGGAACCAUGUGAUACAGGUGGCCAGCAAGUGGCAGGGGUCAGUGUCUGUGCUUGUGAACAGCUGGACUGACCUGGCCAGGAAGGCCACCCACCUCCCCAACACCUGCAAGGAUUUGGCCACCAAGGCAGCCAGUAUGGCCACCACUGCCACUGCCCGGGCCAGGGAGCUGCAGGACGAGGCUGCCCGUUAUGGGACAGCUCAGGGAAACAUGGUGGAGCUGGGUCAGGCCCUGGCCAGGGAGGAGGGGGCUGAGGUGGUGGCCAGGCAUGAAGCCCGGGUGAGGAGAGAUGCCUGGGUGGCUGCCAGCAAGGCAACAAGGGCCACCAUGGUGAGACAGCGGGUGGAGGCGGCCCUGGGGCUGCUGGAGCGCUUGGUGGCCGCGUGUGACGAAGCCACCGUGUUCCCCCAGGAGCUGCAGCGCCUGCUCAGGGACAUCAAGGCCAUCCUGAAGGGGACAAAUGUGGCCUCCCACGAUGUCUCCGAGGACUUGGUGGCCAAGGUGGCCAUGGCCGAGCGGCUGUGGGAGGCCAACGCCCGCCUGGCCAAGGAUCACCUGGGGAAGACACUUCCAGAAAUCAUCGACUUCUUAUUCACUGAUGGUCCCGCCAGCCCCAGCGCCUGUGGGGUGGCCGAGCAGUGCCAAAGAGCCAUUGAGGACAUCCCAAGGCUUGUUGGACCCCGGGAGUGUCCCCAAGGUGUUCCCAAGGUGUCCCCCGUGAGCAUGGAGCUCCAAAAGCUAUCCCUGGCCCUGCUGCAGCCACAGGUCACUGUGGUGGCCACCCUGGGUGAGCUGCUGGCCACCCUGCCCAGGUGGGAUGAGGAGAUGCUGCUGCCCAUGUCCCUAGGGUGCCUGUACAGGGACCUGGAGGAAUUCACCGAGGAGCUCCAGUACAGACUGUACGGCAUUGAUAACCCCUGGUGGCACCACAGUGUCACCUUCGAUGAUGAUGACCUUCCUGUCUCCCUGAGCCGGACCUUGGCUGCCUACAAGAGCACCCCAUGGACCUCCUGGAAGCGUGUGAAAAUGGCAGCCAGCAAGUGGCAGGGGUCAGUGGCUGUGCUUAUUAACAGCUGGGCCCAGCUGGCCAGGGCAGCCACCAAGCUCAGCAACACCUGCAGGAAGGUGGCCAAUGAAGCGUCCGACAUGGCAGCCACUGCCACCGUCCAGGCCAGAGAGCUGCAGGACAAGGCUGCCCUUGAUGGGACAGCUCAGGAAAACAUGGUGGAGCUGGAUCAGGCCCUGGGCGGGGAGGAGGGGGCCCAGGUGCUGGCUGGGCAGGAAGCCCAGGUGAGGAGAGAUGCCUGGGUGGCUGCCAGCAAGGCAACAAUGGCCACCAUGGUGAGACAGCGGGUGGAGGCGGCCCUGGGGCUGCUGGAGCGCUUGGUGGCCGCGUGUGAUGAAGCUACCGCGUUCCCCCGGGAGCUGCAGCACAGGGUUAGGGACAUGAAGGCUGCCCUGAAGGGGACAAAUGAGGCACCCACCGAUGUCCCCAAGGACUUGGUGGCCAAGGUGGCCGUGGCCGAGCGGCUGUGGGAGGCCAACGCCCGCCUGGUCAAGGAUCACCUGGCAGACACACUUUGCGACAUCUUCAACUUUGCUUUUGAGGGUGGUCCCUUCAUUUUCUGUGAGGUGGCUGAGCGGUGCCAAAGAGCCAUCGAGGACAUCCCAAGGCUCGUUCGACCCCCAGAGGAUCCCUGUGAUGUCCCCAAGGUGUUCCCAGUCAGCAUGGAGCUCCAAGAGCUGUCUCCGGCCCUGCUGCAGCCACAGGUCACCGUCGUUGCCAUCCUGGGCGAGCUGCUGGACACCGUGCCCAGAUGGGACAAGACGCUGCCCGUGUCCCUAAGGUGCCUGUACUGGGUCCUGGAAGAUUUCACCAGGGAACUCCGGCCCACCCUGUACUGCAUUGAUGACACCUGGUGGUGCCACAAUGUCACCUCUGGUGAUGAUGACCCUGUCACCUCCCUUAGCCAGGUGCUGGCCGCCUCCAAGAGCACCCCAGGGACUGUCCGGAACUGUGUGAUAAUGGCGGCCAGCAAGUGGAAGCAGUCAGCGUCUGUGCUUGUGGACAACUGGGUAGAGCUGGCCAGAAAGGCCACCAACCUCUGCAACACCUGGAGGGAGGUGGCUGCCGUGGCGGCCAACUUGGUGACCACCGCCACCGCCCGGGCCAGGGAGCUGCAGGCCGAGGUUGCCCAUUACUGGACAGCUCAGGAAAACAUGGUGGAGCUGGGUCAGGCCCUGGGCGGGGAGAAGGGGGCUGAGGUGGUGGAUGGGCAUGAAGCCCGGGUGAAGAGAGAUGCCAGGGUGGCUGCCAGCGAGGCAACAAAGGCCACCAUGGAGAGACGGCAGGUGGAGACGGCCCUGGGGCUGCUGGAGCGCUUGGUGGCCGCGUGUGACGAAGCCACCGCCUUCCCCCGGGAGCUGCAGCGCAGGGUUGGGGACAUUGAGGUCACCCUGCAGGGGACAAAUGAGGCUUCCCCCAGUGUCCCUGAGGACUUGGUUGCCAAGGUGGGCGUGGCCGAGCGGCUGUGGGAGACCAAUGCUCGCCUGGCCAAGGAUCACCUGGUGGGGACAAUUCAAGACAUCAUCGACCACUAUUUCGGUUGUGGUCCUGACAGCCCCCGUUGCCACAGGGUGGCUGAGCGGUGCCAAAGAGCUAUCGAGGACAUCCCAAGGCUCAUUCGACGCCCAGAGCGUCCCCAAGGUGUCCCCAAGGUGACCCCAGUGAGCAUGGAGCCACAAGAGCUGUCCCCCACCCUGCUGCAGCCACAGGUCACUGUGGUGGCCAUCCUGGGAGAAGUGCUAGCCACCCUGCCCAAGCUGGACAAGACGCUGCCCGUGUCCCCUGGGCGCAUGUACUGGGACCUGGAGGAAUUCACCAAUGAGCUCCAGUUCACCCUGUACUGCUCUGAUGACACCUGGCGGCGCCGCAAUGUCCCCUCCAAUGACGAUGAUCCUCUCACCUCCCUGAGCCGGGCCCUGGCUGCCUAUAAGAGCACCCCAUGGACCACCUGGGAUGAUGUGACAAUGGUGGCCAGCAAGUGGCAGCAGUCAGUGAAUGCAAUGCUAAACAGCUGGGCCAAGCUGGCCAGGGCAGCCACCAAUCUCUGCAAUGCCUGGAGGGAGGUAGUCAAUGAGGCAGCCACCAAGGUGGCUGGAGACACCACCCGGAACGGGGACCUGCAGUACGAGGCUGCCUGUGAUGGGACAGCUCAGGAAAACAUGGUGGAGCUGGGUCAGGCCCUGGGAGGGGAGGAGAGGGCCGAGGUGGUGGCCAGGCAGAAAGACCAGGUGAGGAGACAGGCCAGGGUGGCUGCCAGCCAGGCAAGAACGGCCACCAUGGUGAGACAGCGGGUGGAGGUGGCCCUGGGGCUGCUGGAGCGCUUGGUGGCUGCGUGUGACGAAGCCACCGCCUUCCCCCGGGAGCUGCAGCGCCUGCUCAGGGACACCAAGGCCAUCCUGAAGGGGACAAAUGACGUAUCCGGCAGUGUCCCCGAGGACUUGGUGGCCAAGGUGGUCGUGGCCGAGCGGCUGUGGGAGGCCAACGCCCGCCUGGCCAAUAGUCACCUGCGGGGGACAGUUCCAGACAACAUCAUCAGGUUCUAUAUUGAUGGUGGUCCUCACAGUCCCAGUGCCUGUGAGGUGGCCAAGUGGUGCCAAAGAGCCAUUGAGGACAUCCCAAGGCUUGUUCAACCCUCAGUGUGUCCCCAGAGUGUCCCCAAGGUGUCCCCAGUGAGCAUGGAGCUCCAAGAGCUGUCCCCAGCCCUGUUGCAGCCACAGGUCACCGUGGUGGCCAUCCUGGGCGAGGUACUGGCCACCCUGCCCAGUCUGGACGAGAUGGCUCUGCUGCUCACAUCAUCAGGGUGCCUGUACUCGGACCUGAUGUCCUUCACCUGGAAGCUCCAGGACACUCGGGACUGCAUUAAUGACACCUGGAGACACCGCAAUAUCCCGUAUGAUGAUGACGACCCUGUCCCCUCCCUGAGCCAGGCCCUGGCUGCGUACAAGAGCAUCCCAGGGACCACCCAGAAGCGUGUGACAAUGGCGGCCAGCAAGUGGCAGGGGUCGGUGGAUGCACUUGUGGACAAGUGGGCUGAGCUGGCUAGGGAGGCCACUGAGCUCCGCAACACCUGCAGGGAUUUGGCCACCAAGGCGGAUGACGAGGCGGCCACCGCCACCGCCCGGGCAAGGAAGCUGCAGGACAAGGCUGCCCAUUAUGGGACAGCUCAGGAAAACAUGGUGGAGCUGGAUCAGGUCCUGGGCGGGGAGGAGGGGGCUGAGGUGGUGGCCGGGCAUGAAGCCCAGGUGAGGAGAGAUGCCAGGGUGGCUGCCAGCGAGGCAGGAAGGGUCAGCACAGUGAGACAGCAGAUGGAGGCGGCCCUGGGGCUUCUGGAGCGCUUGGUGGCUGCGUGUGACAAAGCCACCGCCUUCCCCCGGGAGCUUCAGCGCCCACUCGGGGACAUUAAGGCCAUCCUGAAGGGGACAAAUGAGACCUCCCCCGAUGUCCCUGAGGACUUGGUGGCCAAGGUGGCCGUGGCCGAGCAGCUGUGGGAGGCCAACGCCCGCCUGGUCAAGGAUCACCUGGGGGGGACAGUUCGAGACAUCAUCAACUGCUAUUUCGGUUUUUGGCCCACCAGCCCCAGUGCCUGUGGGGUGGCCGAGCGGUGCCAAAGAGCCAUCGAGGACAUCCCAAGGCUCGUUCGACCCUCAGAGUGUCCCCAGAGUGUCCCUGCGGUGUCCCCAGUGAGCAUGGAGCUCCAAGAGGUGCAACAGGGGGGAGAGGGGGACAGAAGGGACACUGGAGAGGACAUGGGGGCUGGUGGGGGGUGCCAGCAGGAACAAGAGGCUGACCAAGGGACGGAGGGCCAAAGGGGACCCCUCAGGGGCACGGGGCCACUGCAGGAGGCCACAAGUGUCACCAGGUCUUUGACACCUCUGCAGCUGCAGGCACUGGUGGCUGUGGUGGCCACCCUGGGUAAGGUGGUGGCCACCAUGACCGGGCCACACGGGGCCAAGUCCCCAAACUCUCUGCAUGAGGACCUGAAGAACUUCACCCAGAGCCUUCGUGCAAUCCUGAACCAUGGCGCUGUCACCUCCCUGGGCCACCAUGGUGUCCCCUCCCUGGGCCAGGCCCUGGCCACCCUCAGGGCAACCCCAGGGACCACCUGUGCUGAUGUGAGAGCCAGUGUGGCCAGCACCUGGCGGAAGUUUGUGGCCAAGAUUGUGGACAGAUGGGACUGGCUGGCCAGGGAGGCCACCAAGCUCUGUGAGAAGGUGGUCAUGGAGCAGCAGCUGAUGGUGGCCCUGGACGAGGAGGAGGUGGCCAGGGAAUUUGCCACGCAUGAUGCCGAGGUGGCAGCAGCCACCAAUGAGGCCAUGGCAGAGGCUGUGGUGGCCACCAGGUGGGCAAUGGCAGCCACCAGGAGGGGACAUUGGGCAGAGGUGGCCUUGGAGCUGCUGCAGCACUUGGUGGCCACAUGUGACAGAGCCACCUUGUUCAACUGGAUCAUGGAAUGGUGGCUCAGGGACAUUGAGGCCACCCUGAAGGGGACAAAAGAGGUGUCCCCUGAUGACCCCGAGGCCUUGGUGUUCAAAGUAGCCAAGUUUCAGUGGCUGUGGGAUGCGAGCACCCACCUGGCCAAGGAGCACCUGCUGGGGACACUUGGGGACAUCGACAACAUCCUCUUGAGUCCCUGUGGUGGCCAGGGUGGCCCCGAUGGCCCUGGCAGCCGCGCAGUGGCCAUGCGGUGCCAAAGAGCCGUCGAGGACAUCUCAAGGCUGCUGCAGGAACGUUUCACAUGGGAGCAGUGAUAUCACUGGGACAUUCCUGCUGUCACCUGCUCCCUCCCGUGCAGUAUUUGAGACAGAUUUGGGGAAUUUUCUGGGAAUUUUCAAUAGUACUGUCCCAAAUCCUGAUGGAAAUUCCUGGGGUGACGUCACUGGGGACACUCAGGGACAUGCAGGGACAGGGACAGGGGUGAAUGAGUCCCCUCAAGAGCUUCCAGCUUUCCAUUGUGCCUGCAGCAGAGCCAGGUCAUAAAUUGCAAUUUUAUAAUUAGCUUCUGCAAUUCUGCAUUGCCUUCUGCACUUUUGUAUUGCCUUUCGCACUUUUUUAUUGCUUUUUGUACUUUUCUAUUGCCUUUGACACAUUGUUAUUGAUCAUCACCAAUUUGAUAUGGCAUUUGAUGCUGAUAUUGAUUAUUGAUGAUUCCUUGUAGCUGCUGGUUGAUGCAACAUAAUCUAUCAGUUUGUGUGUGCACCAUUGUCCUAGGUUGACUAUAUGAUGCUUUUAUCCCCAAUCGUCUCAUUCCGUUUAUGCUGAAUAGUAAGUUUUGCACCUUUAAGACUUGCUUCAAAGAUUGAGGGGGGGAGAGGAGGGGCGCAGUUUGUUUUCAGACACUGAACUCACUCCUACACAUUCCUGCUUCUGGACUGCGUGGUUCUGCGGAUGAACAGACAGCGGGACAGAGCUCUUUUUUUUCUUGCUUUUUAGUUAGUUUAGCUAGCUGAGGCAAAGAAGUUCCCUGGACUGCACUUUUUUUCCCUUUUUUCCCCUUUCUCUGGACCUGUUCACACCUGCUCUGGACUGAACAACCAUAAGAGCACCAGCAGCUCGCCUCGGUGGGCCGGGCCGGGCCUGGGCCACGGCAUUUCCAGCGCCAGAGGGACUGAUAAGGGACUGAGUGAGCUGAACUGGAAUCUGGGGAGGGGACUUUCUGGGUUUGUCAUCUCCUUUGGAGCAGCAAGGGGUUUGAUUGUUUAAUAUUAAGUUUUCUUGUUUAAUAAACAGUUUUUUUCCACUUUU